GAAAUAAUAUCUUUAACGAUUUUUCUAAUAAAUUCGAUGAAAAUACCUUAAUUCUUUGUCAGUUUCCUAGUGGUCACUAACUUUAGAGAAGCAAUAUAUAAACGAGAACUUGGCAAAAAAAAUUAACUCAAGAAAGUGUUCUUUGACAAUUAUCAGUUACAAUCGAACAGACAGUAGUUGGUUUUUAUUGGAAAUCUGUGUAAUUGCAAUCAUUACGUAUAAAAAUGCCAUCAACAAUGAAUAAUAAACUCGAUCCAAUGUUUAGUAGUGAUAGUGUUAGAGGAGAGUUUGGAGAUUCAGUACUCCGCACGAAUUCCGAAAACAAGUUGCGGACUAUUUCUACCUCUUCUUGUGCUACUAACAUGUCGUCUGAGUCCUAUUGUAUUUCUCUCGGCGUAGGGCCUCUGUGGUGGUCCGAUGUCCCUACCCAUCACAGAACAGAUCACGAUAGGGCGUCGCUCUUAACAGGUUACACUCGAAAAUCUUCUGUUGGUUCGGCUGGUGGCAGCGGUCUGUUUGACAGAAAUAAAAACGGCGGCAGCAAUGGUGGCUCCGGCGCAAAUUCUGCGGCUUCUUCAGACUGCUCUGACGGUGAUUUGCAAUCGUUGUACUCGGACGAUGAUUACCGAGAGGUGGUCAAGCAAAUCUUACAACAUGAACAUCCAAUACGCAUUGUCAUCAAGCUACACGUGACUGAGAAUAAAUUCACCAAAUGGGAAUCUGUUCUAAAUCCUGUCAAUAAUAUUUUGUAUGUAGCGUUGCCCGAAAAAUUAGCGCCCGAAGCCUCCAAAGAGACACUAAUUUGUUUGCUGGAAUUUGCGGAAGAUAAACUGGAGGUUGAUGCCGUAGUUAUGUGCAUACGCAAAAAUCGUUCGGACCGUGUACGUCUCUUGGAGAGCUUUUUGCUAAUGGGCCUUGAACCGUUAUCUAGAAAAGCUUCGGAAGCAAUACCAGCUGCUGAAAAAGAUGUUGAGAAUUUCUUUCUGAUUUAUCGCAUUGAGGAGUAAGAAUAAAACAAUAAAUAAAUGUAUAAAAUCGUGAAAACACAAAGAUCUUUUUUUACGAUUUUUUCAACUUUUCAAUACAGCUCUACGACAGAAGAGAUAUGCUAACUAUUGUUAAGAGCGUGAAGCAAAUUAAUCGUAUCUUAUUUGAGACAUAAAAAUCAAUUUUAAGAAGCAUGAAGAAGAAGACAUAAAAAUGUUAAAAAAUAAAAAUUUAAAAAAAUGCAAAGGUUUAAAAAAUCAAAAAAAUUAAAAAGAACAUAAUUAAUAUUCAUCUUGGUAUGGAAAAUAUACAUUAUUAUUUUACCAUUUUUUA
Messenger RNA from Glossina fuscipes, 1320 nucleotides. RefSeq names its product ornithine decarboxylase antizyme (gene Oda). The record is from RefSeq and is a predicted model, not a curated record. Gene Ontology annotation, molecular function: ornithine decarboxylase inhibitor activity. Gene Ontology annotation, biological process: positive regulation of protein catabolic process. NCBI's taxonomy places the organism in Eukaryota, Metazoa, Arthropoda, Insecta, Diptera, Glossinidae. Gene Ontology annotation, cellular component: cytoplasm; nucleus.